AAGCAGCUACGAUAGGCAGCACACGAGCUGCCGUUAUGUCAAACGAGCUGGUUUUUGUAUUUAUCGGUGUCUCUAGUGUGUUUUGUGAUUUUUCCAAAUAAAAAGAAAAUGAAAUUGCGCAGCCAAACCUACCGCGAAAUGGUUAAAAUACUCAAAGACGCUGGUGUCUAUGUGGAAGGAAUGCAAACUUCAGAGCUUAAGCAGCUUUUGCAGACCGUAGAAAUGUCCACCAUGGAGCGAAUUGAGGCAAACCAGGAAAACCAGAAUUUUGAAAGUGCCCACAAUGAGGGCGAGCUGGAGGUUAAUUCAUCGCACCCCGUGGAGGUCCACCAAUCGACUACCGACAUGCUGCCGUCUGUGCUGACGCCUCGUUUCUCGCUUGCGCCCAUGGCUGGUGAUGUGGGUGUGAAUAUCUCUCAGCCUGGUUGCGAUAGUCCUUCCAGUGAGCCACUUCUUCUGUCGCCUCGUUUCUCGCUUUCGCCCAUCGCUAGUGAUCUGGGUGUGGAUCUCUCACAGCCUGAUUGCGAUAGUUCUUCCAGUGAGCCCCUUCUGCUGACGCCUCGUUUCUCGCUUUCGCCCACGGCUGGUGAUGUGGGUGUGGAUGUCUCACAGCCUGAUUGCGAUAGUCCUCCCAGUGAGCCCCUUCUGCUGAUUGUUCGUGCAGUUGUACAUCAUGCCCUUGAGUGGAGCCCCUCGGCCGAGCGUCAGACUGUACGCGAGCGUCGGACUGUACGCGAGCGCAGUGCAGACGGAAACAGCCGCGUACUCCGUUCGCAUUCGAGGCGUGUCCAAACCAACAACAAAAACAAUACCUAGAGUAGCAACGAUCAUUCAUCCCCAUCCACUUUAUAAAUCUUUGUAAUAUUUGAGCUUCGCUUCUAUCGCGUGGCAUUCUUCCUCAGACGGAAGAACGUUUACAUCGGCUUUUCGCGUGCGUCCAGACAAGGGCCAUUUCCCUAACCCUAAAUUUCAUCCGACACACUCAGACCCGGCGAUUAAAUAUAAUUAAAUAUAUGUUCAACUAUGCUCUUA
Drosophila pseudoobscura is the source of this 1032-nucleotide messenger RNA. RefSeq lists its product as uncharacterized. The coding region runs from base 109 to 816 and encodes 235 amino acids. The transcript is spliced from 3 exons. NCBI's taxonomy places the organism in Eukaryota, Metazoa, Arthropoda, Insecta, Diptera, Drosophilidae. The record is from RefSeq and is a predicted model, not a curated record.